AUGAUAGGUUUCUGGUUCAUUCUCUAUCUUCCUUCUUCCAAUAUGUGGUUGAGACUUUGCCUUUUGAUCGGUACUGUUGCUUAUCUGACAGCCCAGCCAUGUGGUGGUUGCCAAGGGACAACUGGAGAAGCAUCAGAUACGGAACAAGGCAGUACUACUCAAGGACCCCCCAAUCGAUUCAAUUUAGCCGGCUGGGAAACAGACGACAAUGGAAAUGUGUUUGUAGGCGAUGAUAAUGCGAAACUGUAUUUGAUAUCAGUUGGUUCCUAUUGGCCUUUCCCUAAGGACUAUCGCAAAAAAAGAAGUUUGAAGGAUAUAUUGCUGAAAAUGAAACAGUAA
Molecule: messenger RNA, 339 nt
Organism: Auanema sp. JU1783
Lineage: Eukaryota; Metazoa; Nematoda; Chromadorea; Rhabditida; Rhabditidae
Source: the annotation of a GenBank genome assembly